GUCACACCCACAACCAUCUUCUCCCUUAAAUACCCCUGAGAGACAAUUGAGGGCUGUAUAUAUACAGGGCAGCCCAGCUUCUGGCUCUUCUGCUCCCUGUGGCAGUAAAAUAAAAAGGACAUAUCAUAUCAUAAUAUGGACAAUCUACAGUACUCCAUAGCCCCCACUUCGUCUCCCGGCGGCGGUUGGGGCCUCCGUCAUGUCGCCGCCUCCUGCAGCUUUCCCUCUCCUGGUACAGAGAACACGCCGCCGUGCAAGUGGCCGGACGUCGACGACUCCGGCGACGUGUGUACCGGCUACUUGCAGGAUGCUUUGUUUAACUUCAAUACAAAGAGGAGGAGGCUGUUACUGUUUGGUGAUGAUGAUGAUGAUAAUCCAGCUGGCAAUUGCAAAGACUUGAAUGUUGUGUGGAACAUCACAAAGCUGGAUUAUGAUGAUGAUGAUGAUGAUUAUGGCCACAACAUAAAGGUGCAGCAUUCUUAUGAGAAUUGGGAUGAUAGCAUUCCAUUUCCAGAGAUGAAAAGCAAUCGGUCUGAGGAAGAAGAAGCAGCUUUUGAUUCUCGCAAAUUCUAUCACAGUAAUAAUAAGCAUACCCCACCGUCCUUUUCCGCCGGAAGCGUCGGCGGCGAUCGGCGGCCAACGGAAAAGGCUUUGGCAAAAUUGGCGUACCCUUUCGCGGUGGUGAAGCCCGGAGGGACGGAAGGUGACCUCACGCUGGACGAAAUCAACGAGAGGAUUCUGAUGCCGCCGACAAGGCCUGUGAAGCAUCCGGUCGGAGACUUUGCCUGCCGGCCGCUUGUUUCGCCGGACGGACCCGGCUUGUCCGGCAAGGCGGUGGUUGCUUUAACUAGAAUCCAGACUCGGGGUAGAGGGACCAUUACCAUUAUCAGGACUAGAGGCUAAGAGAAGUUGAUCUUGAAAAUUUAAAAAGAAAAAGUGAAAAAAGAAAAGAAGAAGAGAAAAGAAAGCGAUAUUCCGUAU
This is a messenger RNA of Cuscuta campestris, 981 nucleotides long. The record is from the annotation of a GenBank genome assembly. Lineage: Eukaryota; Viridiplantae; Streptophyta; Magnoliopsida; Solanales; Convolvulaceae.